AUGAUCAUCAGCCCUUACGAGGCCAACGCUUUGAUGCCCAAGAUACGAAAAUCACGUGUCGUCACUCUUCAUCUGUAUGCCCCACGCCAAAGCCGAGGAUUUCAGUCUUUGGAUAGACUAAAUUUAUACACGGUCCCCGACGAUGUUGUCAAAAUUGAGAUACCAGAUAUGUUCCGUAUCCUGCUCAACCUGUUUUCUGGGCAGCUGUACCUUGGAUCGUACUCCGAGUACAAGGACGUUUGUGAAUUCUUGGGGGUGGCAUCUGUGAAAACGCCGCCCGGUCUUGUUGUCGCUGCGGACGGAUUCAUCAAACGAGGUUUCCCUGGAGCGAAGACAGGCUUCAGUCAGAGCCCGCUCAAAUUCCUUGAGAUUUUAAUGUCACAGAUUAGGAAAGACUGCCAGCGGAUUGGACGGACGCAUAUUGGUAAAAUUGUCAGUGGUCAGUUGCUUUUUCCGCUCGACUUCGAAGAAUCAGCAACAGCAUCCAUAGAAGCCGGUCUUCGAAUGGCUAGUCUCGGUCCAUAA
This is a messenger RNA of Penicillium coprophilum, 525 nucleotides long. RefSeq lists its product as uncharacterized. Lineage: Eukaryota; Fungi; Ascomycota; Eurotiomycetes; Eurotiales; Aspergillaceae. Bases 1 to 525 code for a protein of 174 amino acids. The transcript has a single exon. The record is from RefSeq and is a predicted model, not a curated record.